AUGGCAUGGACUUAUGCCGACGUCCUAAAAUUCGGGCCUUUCAAGCCACACCGGAAAACCUUCUUCGACCUUUCCCUCGAGAUACGCCAACAGAUAUACGAACUGUUGACCCCUCACAACCACGAGUUCAAAGCAAGCAAUACCUACCCCUACGCCCCUGAAGACCGCUAUGCCCGGAUCUUAACGCUCCGUCGUACCACCAAGCAUUUGCGACAGGAGAUGGACGACUGGCUCAGCAAGACAUGCGGUGCUUACUUCUACCUCCACGAUGAGAUUAACCUAGACCCGGACGAAGUGCUGUAUGCGCCGCCGUUGGCGCUACCGUAUGGCAGGCUUCGCUAUGUUGAGAUUUACAUUGACUGCUACAAUCAUUACGGUAGCAGCAGGAAUUAUGAUGAGUGUAGCCACAUGUGGUACGAAGGAGAUCCGAGUGAAGGUUUCACUGAGGGGCGAGUGUACGAGCAGAGGAAGCAGUUGCAGGAUGUGGUUACUGCUCUGAAACGGUUUGAGGAUUUGCCGAUCUUAUACGUCCGAUUCCGAGAUGAGGACAAUGCGAAUCACCGAGAGAUGCAUCGAUCGAGAAGAUAUAACCAGCUGGGGUUGACGUGGUGUGAAGCGCAGCACUGUCUCGCUGCUAAGUCCUUCGCCAACUGCCACGAUGCUGAAAGCUAUGUACCGAAGUACAUAUUGGAUCCCUUGCUGGAGCUGCCUGUCUGUGCGAAGGUCAUCGUUCAGCCGCUACACCUUACUGACCACGAGGGGCGAUCGAUGAGAUCGCGGGAUAUCCCACAGGCUGAUCAAGCGGACUCGGGGUGUCGAGCUCAGGAAUAUGUCAAUACGCCUUGCACGGCCUAUGAGCGUUGGAUUGAGGGGGAGAGGAGCGAGGCUUUCGAGAGUUGCUGGAGGGAUUUUGGCAGUGAUUGGCAGCGCGGUGAGCAAGAUCGCUUGGAAAAGCUUGAGACGCUGAAGCAGGCCAUGCCAUCGGCUCGUAGACUGCGAUGA
This is a messenger RNA of Fulvia fulva, 1002 nucleotides long. RefSeq lists its product as uncharacterized. The transcript has a single exon. The record is from RefSeq and is a predicted model, not a curated record. Lineage: Eukaryota; Fungi; Ascomycota; Dothideomycetes; Mycosphaerellales; Mycosphaerellaceae. The coding region runs from base 1 to 1002 and encodes 333 amino acids.